Molecule: messenger RNA, 1284 nt
Organism: Pyrus x bretschneideri (Chinese white pear)
Lineage: Eukaryota; Viridiplantae; Streptophyta; Magnoliopsida; Rosales; Rosaceae
Product: peptide chain release factor 1
Exons: 7
Coding region: 235-729 (164 amino acids)
Biological process (GO): translational termination
Cellular component (GO): chloroplast
Molecular function (GO): translation release factor activity
Source: RefSeq, a predicted model, not a curated record
AGAAGCAGUGGCAGAGCAGCUGCUGCUGCUGUAACACUAAGAAGAAAGGAAAGCUUCAGUAACUGGGCGUGGUCCCAAAAACAUCCACCACCGCCACAAUCUUUCUUCUUCGUACGGUGCUGUAAGUAUGGAAGUAACAGCAGCAGCAGUAGCAGCGUCAGUGCUAGUAAUAGUAAUGGGCCUAAUGGCUCCAAUGUCGGAAAGGGAUAUCUGCAAUCUACGGACCAAGAGCUGAUGAGCCAGUGCCAAAUGGACACUUUCAAGACGUCGGGUCCGGGGGGUCAGCACCGUAACAAGCGAGAGUCUGCCGUACGCCUCAAGCACCUCCCCACCGGUAUUACUGCGCAGGCUGCGGAGGACCGAUCCCAGCAUAUGAAUCGUGCCUCAGCCUUGGCUCGCCUUCGCACUCUUUUAGCUCUCAAAGUCAGGAACACCGUCGAUCUCGAUGCUUAUUCCCCUCCUCGAGAGCUUCUUCAAAUUCUUCCCCCAAAGUCUACCAUCAGAGGCUCAGAUUGUGGUCCCCAAAUUGGUCCCAACAAUCCUAAGUUCAUUUUGGGAAUGCAAGCUCUGCUGGAUCUCAUUUUCACAGUUGACGGUUCUGUCUCGGAGACAGCAAAGUUCCUGGGGUUGAGCACUGGUGCUCUGUCGCGGUUAAUACUCUCGAAUGAUUCUCUCCGACUAGCAGUCAAUGAACUAAGGUUUUCCAAGGGUAUGAAGCCUCUCAAGUAGAAUUUGUCUGCCUGGGAAUUACUUGUUUCAACUUUCAAGUGCUAAUGUUUGCUUUCUCUUUUCCUUUUUUGAGAUACUGGUAUAUGCAGUUUAUGCACAGACAUUGUUUCGAGGCUAAAAGGAUGAAUGCGCUCUCAGCUUGUAUUCUUCGACACAGCAAAGCUAGAAGAAAAGGCUUAGAUUCUUCGACACAGCAAAACUAGAAAAGGCUUGUUGGUUCAUUUGGUUGGACGGUUGGACCAUUGCCUCUAAUUGCCAUCGUUCAAUGUGUCUUUCAAAAGAAUAAAGUAAUCAUAGGGUUGGGCUUACCGUUGCUCUUCAAAUUAAGUUUUGGAGUUCUUAAUAUUUUCGAUGAACUUUGUGUGUUUGAGAUUGUACACUCACUUUAGACUAUGUUUGGACGAGAGAUUUUUUCAAAUCUUAAGGGAUUGAGGCCAAGUUAGUAAAGAAUGGACUACAAAAUGUUAGACGUAAGCGAUUGAAAAUGCUCUGCAGAUGCUUGUACUGGGACUUGGAAUUGUGUUUCGUUUAUCAAAGUCUAUUAGGAAUUCUCUA